Molecule: messenger RNA, 1404 nt
Organism: Lagenorhynchus albirostris (white-beaked dolphin)
Lineage: Eukaryota; Metazoa; Chordata; Mammalia; Artiodactyla; Delphinidae
Product: dicarboxylate carrier SLC25A8
Exons: 6
Coding region: 129-1058 (309 amino acids)
Biological process (GO): adaptive thermogenesis; mitochondrial transport; mitochondrial transmembrane transport
Cellular component (GO): mitochondrial membrane
Molecular function (GO): oxidative phosphorylation uncoupler activity
Source: RefSeq, a predicted model, not a curated record
AGCUUCUGAUGGACCUUCUCUCUCCUUGGCUUAGAUUCCAGCAGAGUUCCUCUGUCUCGUCUUGUAGCUGAUUGAAGGUGCCCCCUUCUUUUUUCUUCAUCUCCUGGGAGGUAGCAGGAAUUGGCAUUAUGGUUGGGUUCAAGGCCACAGAUGUGCCCCCUACUGCCACUGUGAAGUUCCUGGGGGCUGGCACAGCUGCCUGCAUUGCAGAUCUCAUCACCUUUCCCCUGGAUACUGCUAAAGUUCGGCUGCAGAUCCAAGGAGAAAGGCAGGGGCCAGUGCAGGCUGCGGCCAGUGCCCAGUACCGUGGGGUGCUGGGCACCAUCCUGACCAUGGUGCGCACCGAGGGCCCCCGCAGCCUCUACAAAGGGCUGGUCGCCGGCCUGCAGCGCCAGAUGAGCUUUGCCUCCAUCCGCAUCGGCCUCUACGACUCUGUCAAGCAGUUCUACACCAAGGGCUCUGAGCAUGCCGGCAUCGGGAGCCACCUCCUGGCAGGCAGCACCACAGGUGCCUUGGCUGUGGCCGUGGCCCAGCCAACGGAUGUGGUAAAGGUCCGAUUCCAGGCGCACGCCCAGGCUGGAGGUGGCCGGAGGUACCAAAGCACCAUUGAGGCCUACAAGACCAUUGCCCGAGAGGAGGGGUUUCGGGGACUCUGGAAAGGGACCUCUCCCAAUGUCGCUCGUAAUGCUGUUGUCAACUGUGCUGAGCUGGUGACCUACGACCUCAUCAAGGACACUCUCCUGAAGGCCAACCUAAUGACAGAUGACCUCCCUUGCCACUUCACUUCCGCUUUCGGGGCGGGCUUCUGCACCACCAUCAUCUCCUCCCCUGUCGACGUGGUCAAGACGAGAUACAUGAACUCUGCCCUAUGCCAGUACCGCAGUGCUGGCCACUGCGCCCUCACCAUGCUCCAGAAGGAGGGUCCCCAAGCCUUCUACAAAGGGUUCAUGCCCUCCUUUCUCCGAUUGGGUUCCUGGAACGUGGUGAUGUUCGUCACCUAUGAACAGCUAAAACGGGCCCUCGUGGCUGCCUGUGCUUCCCGGGAUGCUCCCUUUUGAGCCCCCCCUGCUGAUCACCUCUGGCUUUGGCUGCAGCCUGGACCUGCUUCCCUUUUCCUCCUCCCCUCAUUCCCUUCCCUCUCUCCCCACCCCUUCCCUCUCUCCCCACCCCUUCCCUCUGCUCCCUUUCCCACCACCUCCCUUCCCUCUCCCCACAUUUUCACCCCUCAGCUCCCCGUUGCCUCUCACAGUCCUGAUGGAGUUGACCCCAGCUGACACUGUGGGAAGCCUGGACAAGCCAGCAUCUCAAGCCCUCAGUCCCUUGAGAAGUUCAGCCUGACUCUUCGUCCUGCCUCCUGCCCCUGAGCCCGACUAGCACAUCACCCAUAAAACAAGCUCAACCUUG